AUGUAUGCAGAAUUACAGUUCAAUAAUUUAUCAAUAAUUCGAAAAGAUGAUUUCAAAUUACUUCGACAAUUACGAAUAUUAAAUUUACAGGAUAAUCAAAUUCAUACGAUUGAUGGAGAAUCAUUUCGAGACUUAGUAUCAUUGGAAAAAUUGGAUCUCAGUUCAAAUCGUUUACGAGCCGUUAAUCAAGGAAUGUUUCAAGGAUUGGUUGAAAUUGAUAAUUUUACAGUCAACUACAACAAUUUGACAACAUUACCAUUGUUGCCUUUUGCACGAUUACUUGAUUUGAGAGUGUUGAGAUUGCAUGAUAAUCCAUUUAUUUGUGAUUGUCGUUUAUUGUGGUUAGCAAAAUAUUUAAAAUUACAUCCGUAUCUUGGUUUAAAUGCUCGAUGUCAACAACCGGAUACGUUAAACUAUAAAGAUAUAACAUCUCUUGUUGAAGAAGAAAAACAAUGUAGUAGUAUGGAUGCUGAUGAUAUUGAAUAUACAUGUAAUGUUCCAAUUUGUCCGUAUCCAUGUUCAUGUUUCAAUGGUGUUGUCGAUUGUAAAGAUAAAGAAUUAAAUGAAAUUCCAAGAAACAUUCCAGAUACGACAAUUGAAUUACGAUUGGAAAAGAAUAGAAUUAUUGAAAUACCACCAAAAGUAUUUAGUCAUUUGAAAAAAUUACGACGAUUAGAUUUAAGCAAUAAUAUGAUAUCAUCUGUUUAUCCAGAUUCAUUUACGGGAUUAAAAUCAUUGAAUUCUCUGCAUUUAUAUAACAAUCAACUAAUGUAUUUACCUCGUGGCAUUUUCAAUCAACUUUCGCAUUUACAAUUAUUUAUUAUUUUUCAUAAUAUAUUUAAUAUAUUUUAUAGAUUAUUAAAUGCAAAUAAAAUAACGUGUGUACGUGGAGAUGCAUUAGAAGGAUUAGAAAAAUUGAGUCUACUAUCUUUGUAUGACAAUCAAUUAAAAACAUUGGCAAAUGAAACAUUUACACCAUUGAAAAGUAUUCAAACAUUACAUUUGGCUCGUAAUCCAUUUAUAUGUGAUUGUCAUUUGAGAUGGUUAAAUGCCUAUUUAAGAGAUAAACAAAUUGAAACAAGUGGUGUAAGAUGUGCAGCACCACGACGAAUGGUCAAACGAAAAUUUGGUGUUUUAAGUGAUAGAAAAUUUCGUUGUCGAAAUCGAGCAGAAUAUGAAUUAACAGCACAUAGUGCUCAAUGUGGAUUAAGAUGUCCAAAAUUUUGUCAAUGUAAUGGUACAACAGUAACAUGUCGUGGACAACAAUUACAAGAAAUUCCAAAUGAUAUACCAAUUUUUACAACAGAAUUACAUUUACAAGAUAAUCAAAUAAAACGUGUACCACGUGAUGGAAGUUUUCGACGUCUAAGAAGUUUACGAAAACUUGAUUUGAGAAAUAAUCGUUUAGAAGAAAUUGAUGAUGAUGCAUUUGAUGGUGCUUCUGCUUUAAACGAAUUAUUUUUAACGGAAAAUAAUAUUCAAACAAUUACACCACAGACAUUUAAUGGUUUAAAAAAUAUAAAAACAUUAAUGUUACGCACAAAUAAAUUAACGUAUAUUAAAAAUGAUACAUUUUUGGAUAUGGACGCAUUGAAAACGUUAUCAUUACACGAUAAUCGAAUUAAAUGUAUUCAACCGGGCUCAUUUGAUCGUCUAAGAUCAUUGGCAGCAUUAGAUUUAUUAUCAAAUCCAUUUGUUUGUAAUUGUCAUAUGAAAUGGCUCAAAGAUUGGUUGAAACAAAGUAAAAUUGUUACUGGUUAUCCAAAAUGUAUGUCUCCGACAAAAUUACGUAAUAUUCCUAUUGUUAAUUUAACUGAUGAUGAUUUUGUUUGUGAUCCAACUGAAGUUGAUGAAUGCGAUGUUAGCUAUCCUACUCAUUGUCCAAAAAAUUGUUCAUGUUAUAAUCAUGUUGUUCGAUGUAGUCAUGCACAAUUAACAAAAGUACCAUUUAUUGAUAUGCCAGUUGAUACAGAAGAAUUAUAUUUGGAUGCAAAUGAUAUUCAAGAUAUUCCAUCUGGAAUUGGUCGUUUAACCUAUUUAGUACGAAUUGAUCUAAGCUACAAUAAAUUACGAUCAAUACCGGAUAAAAUAUUUGAAAAUUUAACGAGACUUGAAACAUUAAUUUUAAGUUAUAAUAAAAUUAAAUGUAUCGAAGCAUCAUCAUUUAAAGGAUUAAAAAGUCUUAGAAUAUUAUCACUUCAUGGAAAUGAUAUAUCAACAAUACCGGAAGGUUCAUUCAAUGACUUACAAGCCUUAUCUCAUGUUGCUCUAGGAGUUAAUCCAUUAUAUUGUGAUUGUAAUUUGGGAUGGUUAUCAUCUUGGAUUAAAACUGAUUAUGUUGAACCUGGUAUUGCAAGAUGUGCUGGUCCUCCACAAAUGGCCAAUAAACUUUUACUAACAUCUCCUAUAUUCUUUUUUCAAUGUUAUAACGACAGUGAAUCAAAUCGAUAUAAACAAAAAUGUGAUCCAUGUCUAAAUGAUCCGUGUUUAAAUAACGGUACAUGUAGUACAGUGUCAUUUGAACAAUAUCAGUGUUAUUGUAUGUCCGCUUAUCAUGGUGAACGAUGUGAAAUGGUUAUUGAUGCAUGCUUUGAUAAUCCAUGUAAAAAUAAUGGACGUUGUGAAGCAUUAACAGAUGGACGCUUUCGAUGUCAUUGUGUGACAGGUUUCACAGGUUAUCGAUGUGACAUAAAUAUCAAUGACUGUUUUCAACAUCGAUGUGUAAAUAAUGCCACUUGUAUGGAUAAAAUAAAUGAUUAUGAUUGUUUAUGUCCGCCAAUGUUUACAGGACGAUAUUGUGAAAAAAAAUUGAAUUGGUGUGAUACAAAUUUGAAUCCGUGUUUAAAUAAUGGUCGUUGUGUACGUUUGACAAAUGGUAGUUAUAAUUGUAUGUGUCAACCAGGUUUCAAAGGACAAAAUUGUUCUGUAAAUUUUGAUGAUUGUCAAUCACAUCAUUGUCAAUUUGGAAUAUGCGUUGAUAAACUCAAUGGAUAUGUUUGCCAAUGUGAUGUAGGAUUCACCGGCAAAUUUUGUGAAAUACCACCUAUUAUUGCACCAUAUCAACAGAGUUCAGAAGCACAACGUUGUUCAACUGAUUUUUGCUUAAAUAAUGGUGCAUGUUAUGAGAGAAAUGGAUCGAUUAAAUGCAAAUGUCUAAAUGGAUUUAUUGGUGAUCGUUGUGAUAUAUUGAAAAGUAUUACGUUAAAUACAAAUGAUUCUUAUGUUAAAUUACAAAAAUUAAAUGUUUAUCCAAGAUCAAAUAUUACUAUUGUAUUUAGUACAACAAAUAGUACCGGUGUAUUAGUGUAUUUUGGAAAUAUUGGACAUAUGGUAGCCGAACUAUUUAUGGGAAGAGUAAGAGUUAGCUACGAUGUUGGAAAUUCACCGGGAUCAGUUAUGUUUAGUUAUGACACUGUCAAUGAUGGUAAAAUUCAUGAACUACAAUUGAUAUCAACAGGACAAAAUUUUAGUUUGACAGUUGAUCGAGGUUAUACGCGUCACAUAUUUAAUCGUGGACAACGAAAAUAUUUAAACAUAACUGAAAGUUUGUAUGUUGGUGGUUUGCCAAAUGAAUUAACAAAUCGUGCAUUGAGUCUAUGGCAUAUUCGAGAGGCAACAUCAUUUCAAGGUUGUAUUCACGGUUUAUAUAUCAAUAGUGAUGCAGUUAAUUUUCAAAAUGUUGAUUAUCGUCAUAAAAUAUUACCAGGAUGUAAUGAUAAUGAUCUGAUGAAUAAGACAUGUUCACAAACAACUUGUCAACAUGGCCAAUGUCUACUAGAUGGAUUAUCGUAUAGAUGUGUAUGUCAUGAAGAUUACAGAGGCAUUACAUGUAGUGAAGCUGUUCCAGCACCCUUGUCAUGUGGUUUAGCGAUUGAAACUGCCUAUUACAUUGAUCCAUUAACGAAAUGUCAAAGUAAUCGACGUUUAAGAUUGACUAAAUGUAUCGGGACAUGUUCAACAACACGCCCGCCAUCUUUAACUACAAAACAAUUUAUAACAGAUAAUAAUAUCUUAAACUCCACAUCUACAUGUUGUACUCCUGUUGAUUCUAAACGACGUUUUUUUCGAAUGACAUGUUCGAGUGGUUUCACCUAUAAACAAUCAUUAGACUUUUUUAAAGAAUGCAUAUGUUCAUCUUCUUCUUGCAGUAGAAGACUCUCAGGGGAAUUAAAAUUUUGA
This is a messenger RNA of Didymodactylos carnosus, 4179 nucleotides long. The record is from the annotation of a GenBank genome assembly. Lineage: Eukaryota; Metazoa; Rotifera; Eurotatoria; Philodinida; Philodinidae.